AAGACACGAGUCAUACCAUUCUAAAAAAACUGCAAAGCACUCAAGUCUAACUAAACAACUCCAUUAACUAUUAUUAACAAACGCACAUUUUCUAACUACACACACUUUAGCACUAAUCAUUUACUUUGAACAAAACUGUGUACGUGCCUUGGCUUCGAGUCUUCAAGGCUUUCAUUGUUUGGUCCAUUUGCAGAUGCUCGAAAAUCUAAGAACAUUCUUCCUCUUAUUCAACACCCAGUUGCCAUUUACAUAAACAAUUUUGUUUUUAUUAUGUGUGUGUUUACAGAGAAAGAAGAGACAAAGCCUCUGUUUCUUCACAAUUCUUUUUAUUCUUUCACAAGCAUGAACUUGGAGAAGCUUCAUCAACUUAUUUUCUUCAUCUUGCUUGCAGGUAGAUAUGUUGGUGGAGAUUCAACUGACACUGACAAGCAUGUUCUGCUCGACCUGAAAUCAUUUCUUGAGCAUCAGAAUCACGUGGAUCGAGGGAAGUACACCGAAUGGAUUCCAGCGAGUUCAUCACACUGUAGCUGGCCAGGAAUCAGCUGCAAUAAUGUUAGUCGAGUCACCGGAAUUGACCUUUCCAAUAUAAGCAUCUCUGGUGACAUUUUCGGGAACUUCUCAGCUCUGACAGCGCUGGCUUCUCUUGACUUGUCUGGAAAUUCACUGAAUGGUCCGGUUCCAGCGGAUUUAGGAUUAUGCAGGAGCCUCAAGUUUUUGAACAUGUCGCACAAUAUUAUUGCUGGCGAGCUCAAUUUUACUGGACUCGACAGCUUGGAGGUUCUUGAUUUAUCUGAAAAUAGAAUUGAAGGAAAAAUUCAAUCGAUUUUACCAAGAAUUUGCAGUAAAUUGGUGGUCGCGAAUAUUUCAUCAAAUAAUCUGACUGGUGAAAUAGGGAAGUCUUUAGAUGGAUGUUUGAACUUGCAGCAUGUUGAUUUUAGUUCUAAUCAUUUGACUGGGAAUAUUGAUUUUGGAUUUCAAAGGCUAAAGAUGUUCCAGGCAUCUCGAAACAAUUUAAGCGGCUUGAUCCAGCCAUGGGUAUUUACGGAGGAUUGCAGGUUGGAAGGUUUGGACUUGUCAGAGAAUUUUUUUCAGGGUGAACUACCUAAGGAGAUUUCACAUUGCAAGAAUUUGGAGGUAUUGAAUUUGUGGGGAGAUGGUUUUACAGGGAAAAUUCCUCAGGAGAUUGGAUCACUUGUGAAUCUUCAGGCACUUAUAAUGGGGAAAAAUCAUUUUUCCCGUGACAUUCCUGAGUCUUUGAUUAACCUGACAAAGUUAAGCUUUCUGGAUUUGAGUGGGAACAACUUCAGGGGUGAUGUGCAACGUAUUUUUGGUCGAGCUACGCAAGUAAAAUUUCUUCUUUUACAUGGAAAUGCGUAUACUGGUGGCAUUUACUCAUCCGGAAUUUUGACAUUACCAAACAUAUCGCGUAUGGACCUGAGUAACAACAACUUCUCUGGUCAAUUACCAGUUGAGUUCUCCCAGAUGCGAAGCCUGAAGUAUUUGUUUCUUUCCUCCAAUCAGUUCACUGGCAAUAUACCGUCAGAAUAUGGAAACUUUCCGCAGCUCCAAGCCCUUGAUCUCUCCUCUAACAGGCUUAACGGAUCAAUUCCCCAGAGUCUGGGGAAGUUAAAGUCCUUGUUGUGGUUGAUGCUAGCCAGCAAUGAGUUAUCUGGUGAAAUCCCACCAGAGCUAGGAAAUUGUAGUAGCAUGUUGUGGCUAAACCUUGCAAAUAAUCGUAUUUCUGGGAAAAUACCACCUGAACUGGCAAGCAUCGGAAGCAACCCGAUGCCAACAUUUCUAUCAAAUCGACAAAGUGAUCAAAUUACUGCUGGUUCGGGGGAGUGUUCAGCUAUGAAAAGAUGGUUACCUGCAAAUUACCCUCCAUUUAGUUUUGUCUAUACACUCCUUACAAUGAAGAAAUGCAGAGGACUAUGGGACACAUUGCUUAAAGGGUAUGGCCUAUUUCCAAUUUGUUCUCCCGGUACAAAUGUUCGAACGUAUCAGAUAGCUGGCUAUAUUCAGCUGGGUGAUAAUCAAUUAUCUGGUGAACUUCCUCAUGAAAUCAAGAAGCUGCAAAACUUUGGUAUGUUGCAUCUGGCUAAUAACAGAUUGGAAGGUCCUUUUCCUGCUGAAAUAAAAAACUUGCCACUAGUCGUCCUCAAUAUUACUGGAAACAACUUUUCAGGAGAAAUUCCAGCAGAGUUGGGGAGUAUCAAUUGCUUACAAAGCCUUGAUUUGUCCUAUAACAAUUUCUCUGGAGAAUUUCCUGCUAGCUUAAGCAACUUGCAUGAGCUCAACAAAUUUAACAUCUCCUAUAAUCGGUAUAUUUCUGGAGUAAUACCAGCAACUGGACAAUUUGCAACAUUUGAGAAUUGGUCAUUCGUUGGUGAUCCAUUGCUACAGAUUUCACCUUACCUACAAAACAGAACCAAUAAUGCCUCAAGUAUCACCGAACACUCAAGAAGGACUACGAAAUCAGGAGCAUUCUUGGCGUUUAUAGUUAUCCUAAUUGCCUGCUUGGUAUUUGGAAUAAUGAGUCUCACAGUCUGUGUCGUGGUAAAGACCUCGUCAAAGCCACCAAGUUAUAUGAUGGAAGAUUCAAAAUUAAGGCACGUCAGUGUUUCAAGCUCUGGCGGGUCUUCACCCUGGUUUUCUGAUGGAGUUAAAAUCAUUCGCCUGGACAAAACAGCAUUCACUCAUAAAGACAUCUUAGUGGCCACAGGGAACUUCUCCAAUGAGAGAAUUAUUGGAAGGGGAGGAUUUGGAACAGUGUAUCGAGGAGUGUUGCCAGAUGGGAGAGAGGUUGCUGUAAAGAAGCAACAAAGGGAAGGCGUCGAUGGGGAGAGAGAGUUUCGAGCAGAAAUGGAAGUACUAACUGGAAAUGGCUUUGGAUGGCCUCAUCCGAACCUUGUGACUCUUUAUGGGUGGUGCCUAGAUGGUUCAGAGAAAUUGUUAGUCUAUGAGUAUAUGGUGGGAGGGACCUUAGAAGACCUUAUACCAAAUCGAACACGUCUCACGUGGAGGCAAAGAAUCGAUGUGGCACUUGAUGUUGCAAGGGCUCUUGUCUUCUUACACCACGAAUGCUACCCUGCAAUUGUACACAGAGAUGUCAAAGCAAGCAAUGUGCUUCUUGAUAAGGAUGGAAAAGCCCGUGUCACGGACUUUGGGCUUGCUAGAGUUGUUGACGCUGGAGAAAGCCAUGUGAGCACUAUGGUGGCAGGGACUGUUGGAUAUGUUGCGCCAGAGUAUGGACAGACAUGGCAGGCCACGACAAAGGGAGACGUGUACAGCUAUGGCGUGCUUAUAAUGGAGCUGGCUACUGGAAGACGAGCAGUGGAUGGCGGAGAAGAGUGCCUAGUGGAAUGGGCGAGAAGGGUGAUGGGCUACGGCCAACAGGAAUUUAGUAGCAAAAAAUUUGUACCAGUGGCACUUCUAGUGUCCAACCUGGGAGAGGGAGGAGAGGAGUUGCGUGAGUUGCUAAAAAUCGGAAUAAAGUGCACAGCAGAGGCACCACAAGCUAGGCCAAACAUGAAGGAGGUUCUUGGUAUGUUGGUUAGGAUUGCACUUGACAGUCAAAUGGAUCUGAAACAUCCUUCUCCUCUGCCAUCUUGGCUCUAGAAAGGAAGGAGUACAUAUUUUACAGCAUGGUUCACAUACAUUUAUUUAUUACA
Molecule: messenger RNA, 3671 nt
Organism: Daucus carota subsp. sativus
Lineage: Eukaryota; Viridiplantae; Streptophyta; Magnoliopsida; Apiales; Apiaceae
Product: probable LRR receptor-like serine/threonine-protein kinase At1g74360
Exons: 2
Coding region: 271-3618 (1115 amino acids)
Biological process (GO): protein phosphorylation
Cellular component (GO): membrane
Molecular function (GO): protein kinase activity; protein binding; ATP binding
Source: RefSeq, a predicted model, not a curated record